UGGCGUCUGAAGAGCUACACUACUCGCCGGUGUUGCAGUGACAUGACUUUUGCAGAAGUCAAAAUCGUAAGAGUGUCCAGGAUGGUUCUGGGAGAACUCUGCUGUAUGCUGGUGCUCAGCUGUCUACUCCAGGCCUCUUCUGCUCAUACUGACUUCUUCACCUCCAUCGGUCAGAUGACCGACCUGCUGUACACAGAGAAGGACCUGGUCACGUCUCUGAAGGACUACAUCCGCGCAGAGGAGAGCAAGCUGGAGCAGGUGAAACAGUGGGCGGAGCAGCUGGACACGAUGACAGCCACUGCCACGGAGGACCCCGAGGGCUUCCUCGGUCACCCGGUCAACGCCUUUAAGCUGAUGAAGAGGCUGAACACGGAGUGGGGCACCCUGGAGAGCCUGGUGCUCAAGGACACGGCCAACGGCUUCAUCUCCAACCUGACCUCCCAGAGGCAGCACUUUCCCAACGAUGAGGACCAGGUCGGAGCAGCCAAAGCCCUCCUGAGGCUGCAGGACACCUACCGGCUGGACUCCAACACCAUCUCCACCGGGAACCUGCCUGGUGUCAGGUACAAAAGCGCCAUGACGGUGGAGGACUGCUUUGAGUUGGGAAAAAUUGCCUACACGGAGGUGGACUAUUACCACACGGAGCUGUGGAUGGCCCAGGCCCUGAAGCAGCUGGAUGAGGGCGAGGAGUCCCCCAUCGACAAGGUCACUGUGCUGGAUUACCUCAGCUACGCCAUCUACCAGCAGGGGGAGCUGGAGAGGGCCCUGGAGCUGACCAAGAGGCUGCUCAAACUGGAUCCUGCUCACCAGCGCGCCAAUGGCAAUGUGAAGUACUUCGAGCACCAGCUGCAGAAGCAGAGGAAGACUGAGGAAAGCGAGGAGAGGGAGAAGAGGGACACGGAGACCAGCAGGGGGCGCUCUAAUGACUACCUCACAGAGAGGCAGAAGUAUGAGCAGCUGUGUCGCGGAGAGGGAGUGAAACUGACUCCCCGCAGACAGCGCCGUCUCUCCUGCCGUUACUUUGACAACAACCGCCACCCCCGCUACCUGCUGGGUCCCAUCAAGCUGGAGGAUGAGUGGGACCGCCCACACAUCGUCCGUUACCAUGACAUCAUAACUGACAGCGAGAUCGCGAAGAUCAAGGAGCUGGCGAAACCCAGGCUGCGCAGGGCCACCAUCUCCAACCCCAUCACAGGUGUGCUGGAGACCGCCCAAUACCGGAUCAGCAAGAGUCGCGCCACUGUGCAUGACCCCCAGACUGGGAAACUCACCACCGCCCAAUACAGAGUCUCCAAGAGCGCGUGGCUGACGGGCGAUGAGCACCCGGUGGUGGCUCGGAUUAACCAGCGCAUAGAGGACCUGACCGGGCUGGACAUGAACACCGCCGAGGAGCUGCAGGUGGCGAAUUAUGGUGUGGGAGGGCAGUAUGAGCCUCACUUUGAUUUUGGACGGAAGGAUGAACCAGAUGCCUUUAAAGAGCUGGGCACAGGGAAUCGCAUUGCAACCUGGCUCUUCUAUAUGAGUGAUGUCGCAGCAGGCGGAGCCACAGUAUUCCCAGAUGUGGGCGCUGCAGUGUGGCCCAAAAAGGGUACAGCAGUGUUCUGGUAUAACCUGUUUCCCAGUGGGGAAGGAGACUACAGCACACGGCACGCGGCCUGUCCUGUCCUGGUGGGAAAUAAAUGGGUAUCCAAUAAAUGGAUCCAUGAGCGCGGGCAGGAGUUUAGACGACCAUGUGGCCUCCAGGAGGUGGAUCGAUGAGGGUCUGUGACCCCCCCCUUUCCCUGAAGACCCCAGGACCCUGGAUCCUCAGACCCUGCACCAUCAGCCUAUGAACUGUGUCUCCCUCCACCCCACCCCUGAGACCAGGAUCAGCUGUCGUUUCCCACAAUCCUUCAGACCUUAAAUAGCAGGUCUUUGGAGCGUGACACUUGCGUGUCCGUGUGUCUGUCCCCGUGCAUUGUACAUCACUCUUGUGCCCAUGUGAAACUUCAGCCAGAUCACCACAGCAGAGACGCUGACUGGAGGUGAAUGUGGGCUGGUCUCUAUACCACUCAACAACACAACUGUUACGCUGCCCCUCUCUGCCCCCUCAUACAACACACUCAAACUGUCCCCCCAUACAGCUGCCCAUCUCAUUUUGCUAUCUGUCCACUGUCCUUCCGUCUGUCUGAAUUCUCUCUCUGUCCCCUCUGACCCUCUCUCUCU
Megalops cyprinoides (Indo-Pacific tarpon) is the source of this 2205-nucleotide messenger RNA. RefSeq names its product prolyl 4-hydroxylase subunit alpha-1-like. Gene Ontology annotation, molecular function: procollagen-proline 4-dioxygenase activity; protein binding; L-ascorbic acid binding. The record is from RefSeq and is a predicted model, not a curated record. Gene Ontology annotation, cellular component: endoplasmic reticulum. Gene Ontology annotation, biological process: peptidyl-proline hydroxylation to 4-hydroxy-L-proline. The transcript is spliced from 16 exons. NCBI's taxonomy places the organism in Eukaryota, Metazoa, Chordata, Actinopteri, Elopiformes, Megalopidae. Bases 43 to 1758 code for a protein of 571 amino acids.